AUGUAGCAGAUCAAUCAUGUCUUCUAUCAAUUUAGCAAAGUUAACCUUCCAAAAACGAUAGGAGUAUUAGGAUAUGGAGCAAUUGGAAAAGCCUUUACAGAAGUAUUGUUAAAGUAACAUCCAGGUAAAGUUCCUUGUUAUUUUGGUUAGAGGCAAAUGUCGUCGCUCUUGACAAGUACGAAGCAUUUUUUCCAAAUGAGAAAAGGUUUAAGACUAUAAUUUAAAAACGAACUCGAGAUAACUUAACACAUACUUUAGAUGUUAUGGGGUAUUUCUCAAUUAUAUCCUUUUAAUAUAGGUUAAAAGAAGGAGAUACUCUAGUUGACUUAUCGACAAAUAUUGAAUUUUAGGAGAUUUGGGCACUUUGUGCAAAAAAAGGUGUUCGAUAUCUGAACACUGCUUUGGAGGUAUGGGAAGACAGCGAGGAUGCUAAUUCAUGUCCUGAGAAUGAAGACGAAGCAUAUAAAUUGACACUAGGAUAUAUCAAGGACAAUGCUAUGAAAUCUCCAUUUUGGUCAAAAGUAAAAUGUUAAAUUAACUUAGGGACCUACUGCUUUAUUAGAAACAGGAUUUAAUCCAGGAGUGGUAUCUCAUUGUGUAAAACGAGGUUUGGAGGAUUGUGGAAAGUAUUAUCUAGAGAAUCCUCAGAAAGAUCAUGAUUUAGGCAAUUUAAGAAAAUAUUUGAAAGAAAAAAAUCAUUCUAAAUUAGCACAAGUACUUGGAGUACAUACAAUACAUUGCUCUGAAACUGACAAUUAAAUAAUGGCUGAAAUACCAAAAGAUGCCAAGACGAAAUUCUAUAAUACAUGGUCAUGCAGAGGAUUUCUUACUGAAGGACUUGUCCCUAUUUAAGUAGCCAGAGGUUCACACGAAGAUACGAAAAUACCUAAUUGUUACACAAUAAGGGAAGGUAAGACGAUUGUUUCAAGAAUACCAUCUGUGAAAACAUGGGCAAAGAGUUGGGUACCCAAUUAAGAUAUUACAGGUAAUUUCAUUAUUAUUUAAGAUUAGGGGUUUUGAUUCCUCAUGGCGAAGCUUAUUCUAUAUAAGAUUAUUUGAGUGAUCCAGAGACAGGUUACUCACCAUCUUAAUAUUAUGUUUAUGAUUAUAAUCCUUUGGCCAAAGAAUUCAUCUAGAAUUUACCCUCUAAUGCCACUAUAGACAAUACUCAUCCAGAAAUGGAAGUUAUUCAUCCAAUGAAUCACACUUCAUUGAAAGGCUGGGAUAAGGUUGGAGCACUCUUGAUUAUGAAAAAUAAUAGAGCUUGGUGGACUGGAAGUAUUAUGGAUGAAAUUGAUUGCUCUAAUAUUUAUAAUGGAAUGUUUGGCCCAACUGUCUUAUAGGUUGUGGCAGGAGUUUAUGGAGGAUUUUUGUGGACUUGUUAGCAUCCGAAUAUUGGAGCCCAUUUCUCUGAAGAUGUUGAAACUGAUGAUCUUAUUCGAAUUGUAAGAAUCUUUUUUUUACUAUUUCUAGGGUGAACAUCUAAUGGGUAGAUUUAUAUCCAUCCCAGUUGAUUUGACCAACACUAAAAUUAAGGAUUGCUAUAAAUUGCAAAGUUUUCUAUGCCAAUAAAUUUGA
Molecule: messenger RNA, 1578 nt
Organism: Paramecium pentaurelia
Lineage: Eukaryota; Ciliophora; Oligohymenophorea; Peniculida; Parameciidae
Source: the annotation of a GenBank genome assembly